Molecule: messenger RNA, 237 nt
Organism: Opisthorchis viverrini
Lineage: Eukaryota; Metazoa; Platyhelminthes; Trematoda; Opisthorchiida; Opisthorchiidae
Exons: 1
Coding region: 1-237 (78 amino acids)
Source: RefSeq, a predicted model, not a curated record
AUGGACAAUAGUAGUUUCCUACUUUGGCGUACUGACUUGGUGAUAAACAACGAAAAGGGAAACGUACAGUGUAGCCGAGCCAAACGCAUGAAGAAACCACCGUUUUCUCCGAUGUAUGGUACACGAAACACCGCGAAUCUUAUCGAUCAGAGUUCCGAAGGACAGCCACCUCAUGCGCGAAGACCCCAUGGUGGCCUGGCUAUGGUUUACGGCAAUAAGAAAAACCUGACUAAAUGA